This is a messenger RNA of Suhomyces tanzawaensis NRRL Y-17324, 300 nucleotides long. RefSeq lists its product as uncharacterized. NCBI's taxonomy places the organism in Eukaryota, Fungi, Ascomycota, Pichiomycetes, Serinales, Debaryomycetaceae. Bases 1 to 300 code for a protein of 99 amino acids. The transcript has 2 exons. The record is from RefSeq and is a predicted model, not a curated record.
AUGUUUCCCAAACCAGGCUUGACUAGAACACAGGCCCUCCAGUUGGGGCGUGCGGCGAGAGCCAGCCGCAUCCGCAUGUUGAGUGCCCCCCACAGCAAGAAGCCGAUGCCAGACCAUCAGCCUCAAGCUGAGCAGACGCAAACCCAAACGCUCCUGCCCCACUCGGUCUUCUACAGACAGUUCAGCAAGCCGUUCGCUAAGAUAUGCUUGCUCUCCAUAGGCACCUACUAUUUGUUGCAUGGGUUAUGGCAGGUGUUGGACGACAAUGACCCCGAGUCUGGCCUAGUGGAGAAGGUCUAG